Cladocopium goreaui is the source of this 2503-nucleotide messenger RNA. The record is from the annotation of a GenBank genome assembly. NCBI's taxonomy places the organism in Eukaryota, Dinophyceae, Suessiales, Symbiodiniaceae.
AAGCAUUUGUGGCUCAAGUGAGGCGCAGCCAGGGAGUGGGAUCACAAAAGAUCUUCAUUCCGUGAUGGGUUGCGGAUCUAGUACUGCAAAUGUGCCCUCAGCGGCCCCAGUGUCGACAAACCCGGAUGACUACUUCCCGUAUACGGGCAAGGAUGUGUGGUACACAUGCAAGGCCGAUGUUGCCUUGGAAUUGAGAUGUGCCAAGCAAGGCGUGGCCAGUCUUGAUGGCUGUCCUCCCACCACUUUGCCCAAGCUGUUGAAAAAAGCCGCAGAGAAGGACGGCUCUCUGCCCGCUUUGAAGGCGGAGAGGCCCUGUCCUGCGUUGAUGGGGAAUGGCCCUGCUCCUCCAGCCUUGCCUGAUGAUCAGUGGAAGACGUGGACAUGGAAACAGUACUACGACGACGUGCGGAAAGCAGCGAAAGGAUUUCUCAAGCUUGGACUUCAACCCUUUGAGUCUGUGGCUAUUUGGGGAUUCAACUCGCCUGAGUGGAUGCUGACUACGAUUGCUGCGGGCAUGGCAGGGGGGAAGUCUGCUGGACUCUACCCCACCGAUUCACCAGACACAGCUGCUUUCAAGGUGGUGCACAGUGGAGCCAGCAUCGUGAUCAUCGAAGACAAGACCAAGUUGGACCGGCUGAUUCCUGCCCUAAGUGAUCGGCAGUAUGCCGGCAAGGUGAAGACUUUUGUAGCCUAUGGCUAUGAACCAAGUGCCAACGAAACGGUGGAAUAUCGAGGAUCUAAGGUGCCAGUCAUCAGUUGGGCUGCGCUGCUGGAGAUGGGAUCCUCGGGGUCAGACCAGGAGUUGGAUGCGCGCUGUGAGGCGCUGCAACCAGGACACUGUGCAGCGCUGGUCUAUACCUCUGGGACGACAGGAGAACCUAAGGCUGUGAUGAUCUCCCAUGACAAUGUGAUUUUCGAAUCAACCUCUGUGAUCGGGAUCGGAGCUGAGCACAUGGGAUUCUGCAAAGGAGGAGCAUCCCUUGCAGAAAGGCACGAGCGCAUCCUUUCCUAUCUGCCGCUGUCGCACAUUGCAGGCCUCAUGGUAGACAUUGCGUUCCCCAUCGCAGCCACCGCAUCAUCCCCUGCCUACGUCACCACCUAUUUUGCCAGGCCUUAUGACUUGAAGGCUGGCAGCCUGAAAGAUCGUCUCUGCGUCGCUCGUCCCACCGCCUUCUUAGGUGUCCCCUUGGUCUGGGAGAAAGUCGCCGACAAGUUGAGGACUCUGGGCGCCAACAACCCCGGCUGGAAGAAAUCCCUGGCUGCCUGGGCUAAGGACAAGGGCGUCCGGCGUGCUAGGGGACAACAACUUGGAGGUGAUGGUGCCCAGCCUGGUGGCUAUGGACUCGCCAACAAAGUGGUCUUGUCUAAGGUGAAGGGACUUUUGGGAUUGGACAAGGUGAAGUUCGGAAUCACCGGCGCUGCGCCCAUCCGUGUGGACACUUUGGAAUACUUUGGCUCGUUGGGUUUGCAGAUCAACGAGGUCUAUGGCAUGUCCGAGAGCACUGCGGCAGUCACGGUGUCCACCACCCGGGUGCAUCAGUGGGGCUCCUGCGGAUUUCAAUUGCCAGGGAUGGAGGUGAAAGCUUUCAAAGUCGACUCAGAUGACAUCAACAAAAGGACGGAAUGCCCCAGAGCACCUCAACUGGAUAGCACAGAUGAAAGCUUCCAAGGAGAACUGUGCUUCCGUGGGCGCAGUAUCAUGAUGGGAUACCUGGCCCAGCCCGAGUUGGGGUUAGAGCAUGUGGCAGAGAUUGAGAAGAAGACGGCAGGCACCAUUGACAAAGAUGGCUGGUUGCAUUCAGGUGACAAGGGCAUCGUCUGUGAAAGCGGGAUGGUGAAGGUCACGGGCCGCUACAAGGAGAUCAUCAUCGGUGCUGGAGGCGAAAACAUUGCGCCGGUGCCCAUUGAAGAUCAUAUCAAGGCCAGUUGUGACGGCAUCAACGAGGUCAUCAUGAUUGGCGACAAGCAGAAGUACAACGUGGCAUUGGUCACCUUGAAGGCUGUUGGUGCAAAUGGUGAGACGCCAGGGACAGACAAACUUGAUGCUGGCGCACUGCGUGUGAACCCCGCCGUGAAGACUAUCACGGAAGCUCUUGAUGAUUCCGUAUGGAUUGACCAAGUGAAGUUGGCGAUUGAAAAGGCCAACGACAACCCCAAGGUUUGCCACAACAAUGCCUUCAAAAUUCAGAAGUUCAUGAUUUUGCCUACCAACUUUUCGGAGGAGCAGGGCUUCCUGACGCCCACCAAGAAGAUGAAGAGACCAGUGGUAGAAAAGGCAUUCGGAAAACAGAUCGAGAUGAUGUACAGUUCCAAGGAGACCUAUGUCCGUUACCAAGAGUGAUGCCAGUGAGUGGCCUAGUUUUCAAAUUUCAUGAAGGUAUUGGACGAGUACAGCGUGAGCUGAUGCAUGCCUUUUUUUCUGGGUUGGGGUGUGGGUCCAGUAGCGGAAACGCGCUCUACAGCGGCAUCCCACCAUAUCGAACUGCGACCUGUGCCUUGAAAA